AUGCUCUUCUCGGUCGGCUCCUAUGUCUAUGGGCGAUCACUUUCUCCAAGAGUCCAACAAGUGCCAUUUGGGCUAUAUUUACGGAAGGGACAGCUUCACGAGGCAGUUCAGCAUCGGGCAGAGGCUCGUACUCUUGUCAUUGUCGAGAAGCUCACUACAAUCCCCGCGCCCAGGGCAAUUGAUGUCUUGACUACCCCUCAUGCUUCGUAUUUACUCAUGACCAAGGUCCCUGGCAAUCCAAUCGGCCAGCUUCUGGAUACUAUGACGGAGAAAGAAGUUGACCGCGCUGUGACUGACCUCAGACGGUAUAUCGCCGAGCUGCGAGCGAUCCCAAAUCAGGUCAGGGAGUUCCAAAUCUGCAACCCCGAAGGCGGCGGGAUCCUGGACUGGCGCAUCCCUGACAGCCAGUCAGGCGAAUUACGCUUCCGAACAGAGACUGAAUUUCACAAUUAUCUCACUGGAAUGAUGGCGGAUGACACGCGAAGGAGAGCGGCCAAGUCCCAUGCUAUCCCACACGCGAUUGUUUUUACGCAUGGAGAUCUAAAUCCUAGGAAUAUUCUCGCGGAAAAUGGGAGGAUCACAGGUAUUGUGGAUUGGGAGAACGCGGGAUUUUUCCCGGAGUAUUGGGAAUAUACCAAAAUGCAUUACACGGUUCGUGGCUUGAUCCGUUGGCUGGCUGAUGUGGUUGAUCAAGUGUUUGAGGGGUACCGGGACGAGCUACAUGUGGAAAAUAUGCUGUCUGAUUUAACAGGUCCUUUUUAA
Penicillium coprophilum is the source of this 762-nucleotide messenger RNA. Its product is annotated as aminoglycoside phosphotransferase family protein. The transcript has a single exon. Lineage: Eukaryota; Fungi; Ascomycota; Eurotiomycetes; Eurotiales; Aspergillaceae. Bases 1 to 762 code for a protein of 253 amino acids. The record is from RefSeq and is a predicted model, not a curated record.